AUGUCUAUUGUUGCUGGCGAGGAUAUAGUCAACUUAAGACUUAAGGAUCGGCUGAAAAGAAUUGACGCUGAAAUUGAGGAAAAGAAAACCGUUCUUGAGAAAAAACGAGAAACCUGGCCGUUAAAGCGCCUGUCAGAUUUAGAAGAGUCCUUACGUCAUUUGGAAGAUAGAAAAGAAGAAGUGAAUAGGCUUGUUCGGAAAGAAGAUAAGUCUUCAGUAAACAAAGUUAGGUAUGCAGCAAAAAGAGUCGCCGAUUCUUUGCUCGAGCAAAAUAGGGUCAAACGCAGAAGACUCGGAGCGGGGAGACCAAUGGAAAUGGGAGAAGACGAGGAACAAUUCCUUCUACAAUCCAUAGAGGGAAUGUCUACAGCUCACGGAAGACGGCAAGACACAGUCUUGUACAUGAACCAUAGGGUAAAAGCUCGGGACAUGUUAAAAAUUGUAAACUGCCGUAGAGAAGAAAAGAAUCUGAAACCAUUGAGGAGCUUGUCAACAGUGCUAUCCCGUGGUAAAGCAAAGAGAGCAACAAGCAUUCAAGCAAAACGCCACAAGGGCCGCUCCCUCUUUUGCUGUAAAAAACCUCCAAAAACUGAGGAUAAAGAAACGGAACUAACACACCACCAAAGAGCACACGUAAAGAACGCGGUGUUUGACUUCUGCUAUAAAGAACAAGACAGAAAAUACUCUUUUAUAAAAAGUAUUGAUGACAAAGCGUAUGUGAGGCCCGGAACGUCUGUUGGGUUCAGAGAUGUAAAGAAAAUGGGCAUUUAUCAGCCAGCAGAUAACAAUGCUGCGCGCAAACUCCCCAAAUAUGACUGGGUUAAUGAACAAGUGUAUGUCACUCCAUCUACUCACCGCAUUUUUACUAAGGAAUCUAGAGUGAUCGAUGAAAGAGAGAUUUUUGCCAUGUCAGAGGACGAUAGUUUUGUUUUCAUGAGGCCUAAAGCCUUUGUAGGAAGUUCAGGCCCUAUCUGGGCAUCUGAGGACAUGGAACUGCGUGCUACCCAUGCGGACCUCUAUGAAGUGGAGGGAUCUAAUUUAUCGAUGGCAUUUCGGGGUUUUUGUGCAAGGAUUAAAGACAAAAUUGAACAUUUCAUUUUGUCCACAACUCAACUCAGAAAGAUGUACUUUUGGUAA
Messenger RNA from Porites evermanni, 1137 nucleotides. Lineage: Eukaryota; Metazoa; Cnidaria; Anthozoa; Scleractinia; Poritidae. The record is from the annotation of a GenBank genome assembly.